Molecule: messenger RNA, 4117 nt
Organism: Brienomyrus brachyistius
Lineage: Eukaryota; Metazoa; Chordata; Actinopteri; Osteoglossiformes; Mormyridae
Gene: wrnip1
Product: WRN helicase interacting protein 1
Exons: 8
Coding region: 172-1935 (587 amino acids)
Biological process (GO): DNA-templated DNA replication; regulation of DNA repair; DNA repair
Cellular component (GO): nucleus
Molecular function (GO): single-stranded DNA helicase activity; ATP hydrolysis activity; enzyme activator activity
Source: RefSeq, a predicted model, not a curated record
AGGAGGGAACCAACCCAGGGCCAAUUUAGACUCACCAAUCAUCCUGCCCUGCACGGUUUUGGACCGCGGGAGGAAACCGGAGUCCCCGGCGGAAACCCACGCGAACACGGGGAGGGAGGUGUGACUUUGGUGGCGUGUAUCCGGAGUCCCGGAAGUGAUCGCUAUUUCAGCAUGGAGCUGAAAGUUUCGCGGGAAAUGGCGCGUGACAGCGUGCGCUGUCCAGUCUGUUCAGGUGAAGUCGGAGCUUCGGGGAUCAAUGCCCACCUGGACACGUGUUUGCUGAAUAACGACGGCGGCCAGCUGUCAAACAGCGAGCCCCCAAUGAAGAAAGCUCGGCUUUCGGCUCGCCCCGGCGCUUCUGCGGAGCACCGGGAGACCCAGCCACCGCACGACACUCCCUUACACGUAUUUUCAGUGUUUCACACCAAAAACAAGGCGACCAGAGCUGAUAAGCCAUCGGCAGCGCCCUCCGAUGGGUGCACAUCGCCGGAGGAGAAGCGGCGUGAGCAGAGGGAGACGCCGACGGCAGCCGCCUCUUCGCGGGACGCCGGGCCGGCGGUCCCUGGCCGCUCUGAGCUCCGCCUCUCCGUCAGCUCCCUGCUCGACAGCGGCAAGCCCCUGGCAGAGAAAAUACGGCCCAAUACCCUUGAAGAGUAUUUCGGUCAAAAUAAAGCUGUGGGAGAGAACACCCUGCUGAGGUCCGUGCUGGAGUCCGAUUCCAUCCCCUCGCUGAUACUGUGGGGGCCGCCGGGCUGCGGGAAGACCACAUUGGCUCACAUCGUCGCCACAAACUGUAAGAAGAAGGGCUCGGCUCGCUUUGUCACGCUGUCCGCCACCAGUGCCUCCACCAGUGAUGUGCGAGAAGUCAUCAAACAGGCACAGAAUGAGCUGCGACUCUGUAAGAGGAAGACCAUCCUCUUCAUUGACGAGAUUCACCGCUUCAAUAAGUCUCAGCAGGACACCUUCCUGCCUCACGUGGAGUGCGGCACGGUGACGCUGAUCGGCGCCACAACAGAGAACCCGUCCUUCCAGGUGAACGCCGCCCUGCUGAGCCGGUGCCGCGUGCUGGUCCUGGAGCGGCUGUCCGCGGAGGCCAUGGCCGCCGUGCUGGAGCGGGCGGUGUCCGCACUGGGGCUGCGCGUGCUGGGGGCACCAGGGGGCAGCGCUGAGGACGACGCAACGUCGACCGAGUGCCCUGGGGACCACGAGCCCCAGGUGUACAUCGAGCAGAAAGCCCUGGACACCAUCGCUCAUCUAUGUGACGGCGACGCCCGUGCUGGACUCAAUGGGCUCCAGAUGGCCAUACAGGCGCGGGUCAACGCAAGCAAACUGGCUGGCCCUGCCCAGGACAUUCUGGUGCAGGAGGAUCAUGUUAAAGAAGGUCUACAGAGGUCCCACAUACUGUACGACAAGGCAGGUGAAGAACACUACAACUGCAUCUCAGCCCUGCAUAAGUCUAUGAGGGGUUCCCACGAAAACGCUGCCCUCUACUGGCUGGGUCGCAUGCUUGAGGGUGGGGAGGACCCCCUAUAUGUAGCUCGGAGGCUUGUCAGGUUCGCCAGCGAGGAUGUGGGUAUAGCUGACCCCAGUGCCCUCCCGCAGGCUGUGUCCGCUUUUCAGGCAUGCCACUUCAUCGGCAUGCCGGAGUGUGAGGUGAUCCUGGCUCAGUGCGUCGUGUACCUGGCCAGAGCGCCCAAGUCCGUGGAGGUAUACAAGGCCUACGAUAACGUGAAGACCUGCCUGAGGACCCACCGAGGUCCCCUGCCCCCAGUGCCCCUGCACCUCCGCAAUGCCCCCACCCGGCUAAUGAAGCAGUUGGGUUAUGCCAAAGGCUACAAGUAUAACCCAGCAUUCAGUGAGCCAGUGGAGCAGGAGUACUUACCAGAGGAGCUGAAAGGGAUAGACUUCUUUACCUGGCAACCUCCUGACCAAUAGCAGCGUCCUGAACGAGCUUCCUGUUACCAGACUGCACUUUAACUCGGAUCCCCUUAAAAACUGUUACGCUGCAAUGAAUGAGCAGAAUCGCCUAAAGUAGGGAGCUCUAGAAACAACCAUUCCCAGUGAUAAUGUAACACACUCAGAGAAAUGGGCGCCCCCUAGUGAGAAGGAAGAGCAUCCCCUGGUUUACAGUGCUUAGCCUUUUCAUUCAGGUGUGAAGAAUGUAUUAGCCCCUUCACCUGUGUCUGACUCUGGGCUCCUGUUUUACAUCAUCAUCAUCAUCCUGUCAUUCCACAAGGCCCUCUGAUCCGGGAUCCAGCUCGCACCAUUGAGCUGAUCAUCUAAAUGUCAAGCCCACAAUGUAAAAUGUAAUGGCAUUUAAGGAAAUGAGUCUUAAAUUCCCUAGUUCUUGUUCUCACUGUUGUGAUUUAGUCAAGGGGGAUGAAAACCGUCUCCAUAUUUGAGGAAAAGAUGUUUACUGAUAAAUCUAAGAAUAGCCUUUAUGAUGGAAUUUUAUACUAUAUCUGUUUUGCUGUAACACCUGAUGUUCUGACCUGACAGUUAGUAUCUUUCCAAAUGUUUAAGUCUGACUUCGGACUUUCUAUAAUUAUACUUGUUUCUGUUUGUUUGUUAAUUGUGUGUAUUUGAACAUGGUUAUGUCACUGGAUCUUUCUUUAAAUUGUGGCUGAAGAGAUGGUAGCCGUCACCCACCAUGAGCUUGCAAGGUUAAUGACAUUUAGCUGAUGCACAUGCUUAGACCACAUGUGGGAUUGCUGCAGAAUCCGGUCGGCGGUUGUCAAGUGCGGCUAAUGCCGCUGUGGCCACGUGGAUCGGCGUGACCUGGAGCGUGUGCAUGAUGGUCUCACACUUGUUUGUCUUUAACUGGAAUGAGACAUUUUUCUUUACUCUAUCACAGGUAACUCGUCAAGUUCAGGAUGUCAGUUUGCAGUUUCAACAGUUUUUAAUGGUAAAAUCAAAAAAGUCCACUAAUUCAUUUUUUUAAUCAUUUUGUGCUUGAAGCUAGCAUGUACAUCAGGUAUUAUCACAUUUUAUUGCAUAACCGUCCAAAAUUUGCACUGAAUCAUGCACUGGGUUUAUUCCCACUAGUCUAGGCCAAGCAGAGGCGGGAAACAAAAUUUAAAUCAAUGCAUGAAUAAAAAAUGUAAAGUCUUCAUCCGUCCAUCCAUUUUCCAGUUGUCCAGCCACAGGCUCCUGGUGAGUCCAGGGCCGAGCUGGGGAAAAAUGGGACACAAGCCAUGGAACACCCUGUAAAUCAAAUAGCAUACACUAUAAUAUGAACAUGUCACAUCUAAGAAUAAAGCUGAUGAUAUAAGUAUGUUGUUUAUCACGCCAUUUUCAGAGCUGGCAUGUUGGCUUAAUGAUUAGUAAUGCUCCAGGGGUCCCAGGCCCCAGUGAGUACAUCUCAAAGGAAGCAUUUUAAUGUACCUGAACUUAAAUUUGAGGAAAUGGUAAAUAAAACAUGAUUUCAUUAGAUUUUUAAUAGCCCAGCUUCAUAUCAGCUACGCUGUGGAUUCCUUCUCCCAGCUCUGCGCUCAUGGAGUUCUCCCCGUCUUGUUCCUUUGAUAUCUAACUGACAUCUAAAAACAGUAUUUAGGCAAAUCAGCAUGUUUAACUGUGUGUAAGUGUGCACCAUCAGUUGGAAUGGCAUCCAAUUCUGAGUGCAUUGUGCCCUGGGCUUCCUUCAUGUACUCCCGACUGAUUUAGCUGAUUCACGGAGCUAAAAAGAGCUCAGCAUUGGUUUAGUUAUCCCCAACACUCCAAAAACAUGCAGGAAGGUGCUUUUGUGAAUUGCAGUGUUUAGAGGGUUUCCCUACGUUGACUGAUCUUGCUACAAAGUCAGGAUUAAGGAGUUUCCCUACAUGGACUGGGAUUGCUACAAGGUCGGGAUUACAGUGUUUCCCUACAUGGACUGCGAAUGCAGCAGAGUCAGGAUUACAGGGUUUCCCUACAUGGACUGGGACUGCUACAGGGUCAGGAUUACAGGGUUUCUCCACAUGGACUGAUCAUGGUACAGGGUCAGGAUUACAGAGUUUCACCACCUGAACUGGGACUGCUACAGGGUCAGGAUUACAGGAUUUUCCCAAAUGUACUGAUCCUGCUACAGUGUAUCCUCAGCAUCUGAUACGUGUGAUGGUAAUAAAGGAUUAAUGAGCUACAA